GGUAGUUUCAGUUUCUCUCUCUUCCCUCUCGGCAACUCCAAUGUGACUCCCUCUCUCUGUCAUCGCCAUUGCUUUCUCAGCUCAUUCAGUUAUGUGGUUUCAUUCUUCGUCAUCAAAUCUUUCUGGCCACAGUCUCGGGUUUCUUCGAUCCUGUAAACGAUCCACUCUUUCGAUACUUACACCCUCACGCACUCGAAUUUCAUUUGUUUCUUCUAUUUACCCUCGCCGACUUGGCUUUUACUUUGAUCUCAAGGUUCGAAAAUAUGGGUACCGUUCAAAGCAGAGGGUUGUGCAAGUUACAGCUAUGGCUGAUGAGGAUUUGGGGGGUAUUGCUUCACUUGAUGACUUUGGGAGCAACGAGAGGGCUGUGGAAUACAUGCUUUCAUCCAGUGACGGUGAAGACAGUGAUGGAGAAGGUAUGUUAACUCCUAUAACCGAUGUUGAUUUGCCUACCAAGAGGAAGCAGUUUCGUCCAACUGAUGAUGCUUUAACCGUGACUGCUCACCGCCUUGCAAUGCUUGGGAGAGCACGCAAGAGAAAAAGGAUUAAAUACGGAAUUCUGAACAAUAUUGGACUGAUUACAUUCUUGACAAUGCUUCUUUUACUUGUGGAUUGGUGUGCGUGGCGAAUUGUCAGAUUGCCCUUAGCACCCUUUUAUUUGAUGCGCCCCUUUUCUAUGUCAGCAGUAUUAGCAGCUUGUGCAGGCUAUAUUUGUGUCCCACUACUUCGUAGUUUAAAGCUGCAAUCAAUCAUCAAGAAAAGACCUGCUAGGCAUUCCUCUAAGGAAGGAACCCCCGUCAUGGGUGGAUUGUUUUUCAUUCCAAUUGGUAUAAUCGUUGCAGAGGUGAUAGUUGGUUUUUCUUCAAUUGAAGUUUCUGCAGCAGCAGCUGCAACUCUAGCAUUUGCUGCAAUUGGACUACUUGAUGACUUCUUAAGCCUCAUCAAGGAUCAUCACAAUGGUUUAUCUGCUUGGAUGAGAAUUUUUUUGGAGGUGGCUGUUGGGACGUGGUUCUCAUUUUGGUUAUAUUCCACAGAUAUAUCAUCACCCUACAGCAUGUAUACCUUCUCGUAACUAAUUUGAUCAACAUUUGUCUGAUGAUCCAACUAUGAUGGGGUUUUUUAGAGUGCAAGAUUUCAGGUAUUCAUACCUUGGACGAGUUAUUCACCAAAUCAAUGCUUUGGGCAACUUCAUUCCCAAACCAGUUAGUUCCAAACCUGGUCACUUUCAGAAAACGUCAUUCCAAAUGACAUCUCUAAGUUAAAAACGUUAUUCCAAAUGAUGUUUGUAAGAGAAAAUGAAUUUGUUUUAGGUUUAAGGGAAGUUGUGUAUACUUCGAUGAAGUCUGUAUUCGUAAUGACUUCUUUAGUUAAAAACGUCAGUCCAAAUGACGUUAAAGACUCCUUUUAUUACUUACACAGUAGACGUUUUAACCACAACAACUUCAACAUAAUGGCAUCAUUUAGAAUGAUGCUUUUAAAAACGUCAUUCUAAAUGACGGUUUUCACAAAUAACAUAAGCAUCUCCCACACUUCAAAUGUCCCAAAUUAGAAGCAGUAAUGUUAUGCUUACCAAGUUUUUUACCAAGUUUUCCAUCCUGAUGUGACACAAUCUCCAUCAUUGAAUAUUAAUGGGACUUACUUAUUUGAUGGUGAAAACUGUGCCACAUCACUUGGAAAGGAAACUUGUUAAGAAAUUUUGGUCAACAUAGUAUUGUUGAAUUAGAAGACCUAAGCUCUCUCACUCUCCUCUGCUUCUUUAUUCUCCGACGACAAUACUUCCAAGACUAACUCUACAACGAUGACUUCCAGAGUAACUCUGAUGACGACGAGGAGUACAACUCUGAGGCCUAACUUCGAUGAUGACCCUUGUGCCCGAUUAUCUCUUUCUCUCUCUCACCACUGAUCUCCGCCUCCCUUUUCCCCAAAUCACCAUCACCUUCCCCAUUUCCUCCACCUCCAUCUCAUAGUCGGCCACACUAUCCAUAAUCCCACCCAAACGAAACCCCAAAUCAUCACCACCCUCCCCAUUUCCCCCACCUCCACCUGGCCACCCCUUCCACAAUCCCACCUAAACAAAUCACCACCCCUUUCCUCGUAGCUUGGGUCACGCCUAUAGUUAUAUUAUAGGAAGCACGGAUACACAUCGAGGGGUCGCCGUGGCAGUGUCGGACACAUGUCCGACACUUGUAGAAGUGUUCUAAAUAGUGGCUUUGAUUUUUUUGGUCGGAUACGGCUCGAAUACGUGGGGGACACGGGAGGGAUACAGUGAGGUACUUUUGUUAUUUUAAAAACUUAGGGGGCCAAAACGGAA
Messenger RNA from Ilex paraguariensis (yerba mate), 2311 nucleotides. Lineage: Eukaryota; Viridiplantae; Streptophyta; Magnoliopsida; Aquifoliales; Aquifoliaceae. The record is from the annotation of a GenBank genome assembly.